This is a messenger RNA of Folsomia candida, 1169 nucleotides long. RefSeq lists its product as uncharacterized. The record is from RefSeq and is a predicted model, not a curated record. The transcript is spliced from 2 exons. Lineage: Eukaryota; Metazoa; Arthropoda; Collembola; Entomobryomorpha; Isotomidae. Bases 104 to 982 code for a protein of 292 amino acids.
ACCCUCCUGCCAACUUAACUCAGCCUGCAGUUGAGUCAGUUGCUGCCAGUCCAUCAUUUUACACCUUUUAAAUUCGACAAUUCUAUAAUUCUUAUUUCCCAAAAUGCUUCAAAAUGUACUUGAUACCUUGGGUGGAAUUAUAUCGAAAAAUAACUUGAAUUUAAAAGCAGUCGGGGAAAAAAAUCGAGGCACUGUCGAAAGUAACAACAGCAUUUCUCUGAAUUGCUCCAACUGCGCGUUGCAUCUGAUUGGCAACUCCAAUUUAAAAAUCAACUCGACAAACUCUGCCCUUGACAUGACCUCCGUUGCAAAUGGGAGUGUAACGGGUGACACAAAUACUUUGGUCGGCGCUGCGAAUAACAACCUACAAUUUGAAGGGAACUGUAAUAACUCCAUUCUGAACGGGAACAACAAUUUGAAACAUUACUGUAACAAAAGCAUUACCAAUUUUGAGGGGAACAGUAACGCCAAAAUAUCCGGAUCUGGGAACGAUGUUUUUGCCAAGGACAAUACAAACUUAAAAAUUGAGGGUGACAAUAACAAGAUUUAUGUGGAAGGGAAAGCAAAUCAUGUUUUAUCAAGAGGAAAAAACAUUUUCAAAGUUACCAACAUGGUGGAAGCAAGGCCACGGGGAUUUUUUGCCUCACUUAUUCGUGGGAGCUCCAGGACAGGGAAUUCCAUCAGUUAUUCCGUCUCUUCAGAAGGGGACACUAAAAUUGUGGGGGAAGAUUAUACCCUAGGAAUUUUUAAUUUUAAGCGGAUCCUGGGUCAAGGAGUGGUUGAUGUUGCGAUGAAUGAGACAGGAUUGGAUCCAGGAUCGAUAAAAAUUAUAGAACAGGAUGGAAAACAAGUCAUAAUUUCAGGAACGAAAGAUUCGAUUAAGCAACAAUUUACGCUCAUUGGACCAAGCGUGACUCGAUUGCGGGAGGGGCAAAAUGAAAUUGGAUUUCGUAUAAAUUUGUCAUCACCACCGGGAUUGUAAUUUGUAAUAGAUGGAUUAAAUACACUAAUUUAUGCUAAUCUUUCAUUUUCAGUUUUUCGAGUGCAUUCCACUUGCUCUGUGCAAAAUAGCAUUUUAAUCUUAACAUAUAAAAUGUGCUAAUCUCGAGAUGAUCAUAAAGCCUACAAAGCUCUAAGAAUAUGAAUAAAUCCUUUGUAAUAAAUUUAAA